Messenger RNA from Monoraphidium neglectum, 606 nucleotides. Its product is annotated as ATP-dependent RNA helicase DHX8/PRP22. NCBI's taxonomy places the organism in Eukaryota, Viridiplantae, Chlorophyta, Chlorophyceae, Sphaeropleales, Selenastraceae. Bases 1 to 606 code for a protein of 201 amino acids. The record is from RefSeq and is a predicted model, not a curated record. Gene Ontology annotation, biological process: positive regulation of transcription by RNA polymerase I. Gene Ontology annotation, molecular function: RNA binding. The transcript has 6 exons. Gene Ontology annotation, cellular component: nucleolus; intracellular anatomical structure.
AUGCAGGUGGUGGGCAUGGUCUCCACUGACAGCAUAUUCUACAACCCGCGCAACAAGCGCGAGGAGGUGGCCGCGGUUCGCGCCAAGUUUGUGUCACAGGAGGGGGACCACCUCACCCUGCUGGCGGUGCUCAGGGCGUACUUGCAGGUGCCGCGGAAGCAGCAGGCAAACUGGGCGUCAGACAAUUUCGUCAACCUCAGGUCCGUCCGCAAGGCCCUGGACAUAUACCACCAGCUGGAGGGCCACCUGGCGGCGCUCGACGUGCCCAUCAAGUCGUGCGGCGCAGACCCCGCGCCGCUGCAGCGGGCGCUCGUUUCCGGCCUGUUCCCGCACGCUGCGCGGCGGCAGCCCGACGGCGGCUACCGCGUGAUCGCCACGGGCCAGCUGGUCCACCUCCACCCCUCCAGCGUGCUGUGCGGCAAGCGGCCAGAGUGCGUCGUCUUCAACGAGCUGGUGCGGACCACCAAGCAGUACGCGCGCGAGGCGUGCCGGAUCGAGCCCGCAUGGCUGCCCGAGCUGGCGCCCGCCUUCUUCGCGGCCAAGGCCGGCGCCGCGGCGGGUGCCGUGGAGCAGCGCGCGGGCCCCGGCGGGGGCGGGGCGGGGUAA